Triticum dicoccoides is the source of this 755-nucleotide messenger RNA. Its product is annotated as serine/threonine-protein phosphatase 7 long form homolog. The record is from RefSeq and is a predicted model, not a curated record. Gene Ontology annotation, biological process: meristem development; meristem maintenance. The transcript is spliced from 3 exons. NCBI's taxonomy places the organism in Eukaryota, Viridiplantae, Streptophyta, Magnoliopsida, Poales, Poaceae. The coding region runs from base 33 to 737 and encodes 234 amino acids.
UGUAUACAAAUGUGCAGUUGGACAGAGCAUGUAUGAGGAGUAAGCCAAAAUCUUGUCUUGGUGGUUUUGUUUGGGCCUUACAGAUUUGGAUGUGGGAGCGUAUCCCUGUGGGCCGUAACUUGACCAUUGCUCCGGAAGAACCUUGGGAGUGGCCUUUUGACGGGGAUGAGGAGCGGUAUCCCACUAUCGCAUACACGUGGGCUAAUGUCCAAGUGUCUAGUAUCGCAGCCAUGGGGCGGUACAAGGCAUACAUAAGCGAGCUUGACAUGCUUACUUACAACCAGGUUAAUUGGAGGCCGUACAUGGUACUUAGGCAGUUCCCUUUGAGCAAUAUGUGCUUUCGUGACCAGCAUCUUUGGCGUGUGCGUUGCCCCAUGAUAUGCUUUUUUGCGGUGGAGUGGCAUCUUCCACAUCGUGUUCCGAAGCAAUUUGGAGUACAACAACGCACCCCGCCGGAGACGAGGCGGCAACACAACAAGAAUGUCAUUAAUUGGGAGGAUCACCAUCUUAUGUGGGUGGACAUGUGGAAUGCUCAGAGGAAUGCCCGAGUUGAAGAUGAUCACACACCUGACAAUGAUGAGGGGGCAUAUUUAAGGCAUUUGGAGUGGCUUCGCAAAGAGUACAGAGUUAUCCUUAAGGGUGCUUGGACUCGUGCCGAUUGCUUGGAAGUAAUGCCAAGUGAGGCUGCUGAUGGUGCAUUCAACAACUCUAUUAGGAGACCAUUGAAGCGCACCUAGAUUAUGGCCCUCUGCAUG